Acaulospora morrowiae is the source of this 3120-nucleotide messenger RNA. The record is from the annotation of a GenBank genome assembly. NCBI's taxonomy places the organism in Eukaryota, Fungi, Glomeromycota, Glomeromycetes, Diversisporales, Acaulosporaceae.
AUGGGUGAAAAGGAAGAGCCCCAAUAUCUAAUUACUGAAAAAAAUGAAUUUACUCCUAUUCAUGAUGAAGAGGGAUCUUCUUAUAUUAUUCAAUAUGAAAGGGAUACAGUAGAAGAUCUAAAAGUUUCGGAUUUAUUUCAUUCCCAACAUAGACGAAUUUCAAAGGUUUACCGUGGAAGAUGGGCUUAUUUCUCAUAUAUAGUUCGCGCCUUCAAUUACAUAGGAAUCGCCAUUUAUCUGGACUGGACCAUAUUUAUUAGACAUCCGGUCAACUUCCUAAUGAUAACUAUCAUUUUUACCUUUUCUAUUGUAGUGUUAUUAGCAGCUGGCAUAUAUUUAUUGAUAAAGGAUCAGAUUACCAAAACGAACAAACCAUAUGAUUAUUGGAGUUCUAAAAAAGAGUAUAUUGAUUAUUGGAAAGAAUUUAAUGAGUAUGGCGAAUUCAAACGUUGCGGCAAAAAUCAUUACUUUAAAGACAUCCGACCGAAGUGUGAUAAGUGUGAUAAGUAUGAUGGUGAAGACAGAUAUAGCUACUUAUACAAGGGAAUGAUCGAAAUGAAAUCGUUUGAAAAGAAAAUUGCUUCUAUCGAAAAGAAAGUAAUCGAGAAUGGCCUCAAGUCAAGUGAGAAAUUAGUUGAAAAUGACACUAAUCUAAGUCAAAAGGCAGCUGAAAAUGGUCCUAAUGCGAAUGAGAAGGCAGCCGAAUUUAGCGAGAAGUUUAAAGAAGAAUUAAAUUCAUUGAGAUGUAAUAAAAGUAUAAAGAUCGGCAUCGAAUUACUGGACCGUUCCGAUCCAGCAAAAAAGAAUGAAUGGCUUGACACUUUAGAAGAUGGAAUUAUAGAAUUGGCAUGUUGCUGCGAAAUAUUGGAGCAAUAUCUAUCAGAUAAAAACCUUGAGAGACUGAAGAAAAAAAUUGAUGUUUCUCUCAAAGGGCUAAAGAAUGGAAUUUACGUCUAUCAAAAAAAUUCGGAACAAUAUUUAUUGUAUUUGAAAGAUCUCAGAAAUUUAAAUAAUAAGAUUGAAGGUUUUCGCAAGAGAACAUUGAAUGAAUUUAAAGAGGAAGAUGAAGAACAUAUUAAAAAGCAAAAGAAAGAAGUCGAUGUUUCUCACCAAGGGCUAAAAAAAGAAAUUGAAAACGAUACCAAAAUCAAUACACAAAAUUCAUCGCAUUCUAAAUAUCUCAAAAUGCUAAAGGAAAAAAAUCACGAUUGCCUCGAAAAUCUAAAGAAAAUAAUUGAUAAUCCCGAACUCGAACUAGAUGAACAUCCCAAAUACGGAAGAAACGGAACCGAGUUAUUGGAUGCGAAAAUACUAGAUCGUUUAGAAACAGAAAUUAAUGGUUUCUUAGAGAAAUACGUAAAUAAGAAAAAGUCGAUUAGUCUUGAGUAUGGAAAUAAGGAAAAGUUGACAAACCUUGAGCACGAAAAUAUGGACGAUCCAAAGGAGAUUAAGAACAAAAUUUGCGCUCAGCUUAAAAGAGAAAUAGCCAAAUUAAAUGAAAAUUUUAAGAUCAUGAGAGACGGAAUGGAAUUAUUAGACGAUGAAUACUUCGAAGAUUUUGAAAGGAAAAUGAGUGGACGUUGCAAAAUCAUCGAAGAUGAAGAGAAACUUGGUGAUGAGAAACAGGAUGAUGGUCAUGUCAAAGGCUUGAAAGAUAUUUCCAAUGCUAACAUUGUGUAUAAACGUAAAAAUGAACUUAUCGACGAUAUUCACGAAAAUAUCAACGACUUGAAAAAAGCGUAUCGCUCGUGUAGCUGUAAAAAAGGACAAGAUCAUAAAGUCGAAUGUUCGAAACUAGAGGAUAUGAACGAAAUCAAAGAAUAUCUUAAAAAUACUAAAGAAAUCACCGACAUGCUUAAGGAAUAUGAUGAAGAAUAUAGAAAAGUUGACAAUAAAGGAAAACAGAGUGAACCUAAAGAUGACAAAGAAUCUAAUGAGCUUGCAGAUGAUGAAAAGCUAAAGAAUCUUGAAGCCAAUAUUAAUAAGCAAUUCAAUUCUCGACGUCAUUUGUCUACAAACCAAUCGAAUUUCACCGAAAGAACUCACGCUUUCGAAAUGGAAACUCUAGGUGAAAUAAAAGAAUACAUAAGGGAAAUUGUAGAAUAUAAUGAACUACAUAUAAAUUACGUGAUUAAAAAAAUCGAUUCAGAUCUUCGAUUCACUUCUAUCUCCGAGCUAAAUACUGAUGACGGUGGUUCAUUUUGCGGAAUGUUUUAUAAUAAGGAAAAAAAUUUUAUUGCAGUGGUUUUUAAAGGGACAACUCCAGAUAAUUAUGGAGAGUGGUUAUCUAACCUUACGUUUCAGUCUGUGGAUGCUCGAAGUUAUCUCUUCGGACAAGUUCACCGAGGAUUCUACAAUUAUCUUUUUCCAAUGGACGGAAGGAGAUAUGCUCAAACCUCGAGAAAUUUUCCUUACAAGAGAAUCAUUUAUACAAUUAAGGCUAAAGCCGACGAAAUUAGGAGCUAUUGGAAUAAAAAAGGAUUAGACAGGAAAGUAAAUUUGUGGAUAACUGGUCACUCUCUCGGAGGGGGGUUAGCAACUCUGUUCUACGCACGAUUAUUAAAAGUAGAGUUGGAUAUUUUGAAAGAUGUUUGUGAGUUACGAGAUACGGUAACGUUUGCGAGUCCUGCGGUCGGCGAUAGUCACUUUGCUGUCGAACUUAAUUUUUGUAUAAAUAAGCUCAGUGAAAAUUAUCCCCCGUUAUGGCGUUUUGUCUUGAAAAGAGAUAUCGUUCCAAAAUUGCCAUAUCGGGCUUUUAGGAAAGGGAUGAGAAAAUAUGGAUACCAUAGUAAUGUGCUAAUGAAUUAUUUUCAAGUCGGAGAGAAAGUAGUAUUCCACCUCCGCGAAUCCGGGUCUUCAUGGUUUAGAAAAUCCGACAAAGCAGAAGAACCAGAGUAUAAUCACGAGUUAGUUAAAUACAAUUACGAUCCAACUGAUAUUGAAAGCUACUUAUCAAAGCAUAAUGAUUUGGAUGCGCAUAAAAGCUUUGUUGAAAAGAUUAUUAAAAGGCUUAAUUCUUUCGCUGUAUGGGAUUUCAUCGAACAACAUGGAACAGAUGGUUACAUUGAGGCAUUGAGCGCUUACCGAGAACACAAUUUAGGAAAAAAAAUUGUCGAAUAA